Danio rerio (zebrafish) is the source of this 955-nucleotide messenger RNA. Lineage: Eukaryota; Metazoa; Chordata; Actinopteri; Cypriniformes; Danionidae. The record is from RefSeq and is a predicted model, not a curated record.
AAUGCACCGCGCGGCGCAGCGAUGGAAUCAUGAGCUCGUGCGCGCUUGGGAAACUUCGGAUGAUCCGGGAUCAGAUUUACCAUUUGCGCACAGCCGACGGAACAAGCAAAACAAGAGCCCCUAUAACGAUCUCAGAUGAGCUCAUACUACACCGCCAACAUGCUUCCCAGACUGAGAACCGAUAAAACAAAAUUGGUCCUGCACGCUCCCAUGGUUUGCUGGAAAUUACAAGACCAGACUUGCUUCCCCUUCGGCAAUUUCAGAAAGGGGCAGGCCUUCAGUCAUAGUGAAACCUUAGAGUGUGUAUAAACCAGGGCAGCGAUAGAGCGGUGAGAGGAGAGACUCGCAGAUCUUUCAGACUCAACACUCUUCUAGCUUCUCCAGAACUGCAAUGGCUUCAUCCAUCAUGUCUGCGUUCUGUCUGGCUGUUUCUGCUUUGCUGCUCUGUUUCUACAGCAGCCCGACAGUGGCUCAGGCAGAUUUAGCACUGGACUGUUGUCUGACGGUCAGCCCAAGAGUCAUUCCCAAACACGUUAUUCUCGCUUACCAGAAGCAGAGCAGAGGUGACGGCUGCCCACGUGAUGCUGUUAUAUUCAUCACCAGGAAAGGAUUGAACCUUUGUGCUCCGCCUGCCAGUGAAGAGUCGUGGGUAAGAGACACCAUGACGUUUCUGGACAAAAGGAGGGAAAAGUGCAAAGAAACAAGGUUCAUCGAGAGACGCUGUCAUGCUCUGAAAUUUAUGAAGUUCUGAGUGAACACAUACUGUGUGCACAGUAAUAUAUGCAUUAAAUGGCAGCUGUUUAUGCUAAUGAAAAGAGUACAUUCCUCCUAAAUAUCUCUUUGUUUCUUCAGUUGUUUCUAUUUCAUCAUUCAGUUUGCGAUUUGUAAAUUCACACAAAUACUUUGUUACAGUCAUAUUUUUGCAUUUUAAGUGAAUAAAGUCUUUGACAUCAUU